Musca domestica (house fly) is the source of this 1173-nucleotide messenger RNA. Its product is annotated as odorant receptor 30a-like. Gene Ontology annotation, biological process: sensory perception of smell; detection of chemical stimulus involved in sensory perception of smell. NCBI's taxonomy places the organism in Eukaryota, Metazoa, Arthropoda, Insecta, Diptera, Muscidae. The record is from RefSeq and is a predicted model, not a curated record. Gene Ontology annotation, cellular component: plasma membrane. The transcript has 5 exons. Bases 1 to 1173 code for a protein of 390 amino acids. Gene Ontology annotation, molecular function: olfactory receptor activity; odorant binding.
AUGAAGUUCCUCACUGAGAGAAAAACGCAACAAAUCACCAAAUAUUCUGUAAAAAUCAAAACCCUCGAAGAUGUUCCAAUGCUGUGGUUUAAUGUGCGAAUUUUAAAAUUCUGGUCGGUGCUUAUCGACAAUAAUUGGCGUCAGUACUUUUCCUAUAUACCGUUUUUCUUUUUGAAUAUUUUUCAAAUACUGGAUUUGUAUUAUACGGAAAAGGAGAUCAAUGAUAAGAUACACGAUACCUAUAUGACAAUGAUAAUAUUCAAUACAUUUCUGAGAGCCAUUGUAAUGGUAACAAAUCGAAGGAAAUUUUCCGAAUCUCUGGAGUACAUGAAGGAUUUGUAUGCGGAGCUAAUAAUGGAAUAUGAUUUUGAAAUACGACAAAUUAUACGAAAAUAUUCGGAUAUGGUGUUGAAAGUAUCGAAAAUUAAUCUCACAAUGGGCAUUCUGACGUGCGUGGGAUUUUCCAUGUUUCCCAUAAUGGCCGAGGAGAGAGAAUUUAUUUUCGGCAUGUAUGUACCCUAUCUGAACGAGUAUCAAACUCCUUGGUAUGAAAUAUUGCUGGCCGUGCAAAGUGUCUUAAAUCUUUCGGGGAUGUGUACGUUUAUACCAUUUGCAGGAAUGUUCGUCUCAUUUCUGGUCUUUGCCAUGGCCAUAUCUAAGGUCCUACAAUACAAACUGAGUAAAUUGUCCACAGAGAUCUCUUCGAAAUUGGCUGAAAGGCAAAUUAUUGAGUGCAUAAAAUUGCAUCUGAAGCUUAUUAGUUUCAUAGAUAAAGUCAAUGAAUUGUGCUCCAUAAUAUUCCUGGUGGACUGUAUACUAUUUGUUGCUAUUCUGUGCAUUAUGUUGCUGUCUUUUAUAUUGGUAAAAACUGUUAUACAAAAAUGUGUCAUAGUCGUCUAUAUGAUAAUGGUAUUUACCCAAACUUUCCUCUUGUAUUACUUUUCGAAUGAAACCUAUCACGAGAGUUUGGAGAUAUCCACAGCUGCCUAUAACAUUGAUUGGUUUAAUUAUGAUGUCGAAACCCAGAAAGUUUUACAGUUGCUGCUGCUAAGAUCCCAGAAACCAUGUGCAAUUUUAAUCGCCAAAGCUUACCCCAUCAAUUUGGUCAGAUUGCAAGCUAUGUUGAGGGUCACCUACAGCGUAUUUACUUUGUUGGACAAGUUUUAUGGAUAA